Molecule: messenger RNA, 11605 nt
Organism: Porites lobata
Lineage: Eukaryota; Metazoa; Cnidaria; Anthozoa; Scleractinia; Poritidae
Source: the annotation of a GenBank genome assembly
AUGGAUAUAAAGACCUUGCUGGACAAUCUUCAUGAUGAAGUAUCCUGUUCUGUGUGUAUGUGUACAUUCACUGAUCCAAAGCAGUUGCCUUGUUUGCACAGUUUCUGUCUUCACUGCCUGAACGGAAUUCAACGAACGAGCGGCGUCCAUGGCAGAAUUACAUGUCCGGAGUGCAGGGGACAGUUUCAAAUCCCUGGAAGCGGAAAUCCCAGCGAACUUCCCACUAAUUUUCGAAUAAACAGUUUGCUAGAUGUCUUAGCAAUAAAAGAGUGCAGCACAGCUAACGUGAAAUGCGGAAAUUGCAACAAACGGAGCGCCCAGACCUUAUAUUGCUUCCAGUGUUGUUCUUUCUGGUGCGAGGAAUGUAUUUUAGCACAUAACAUAAUACGCACCAAUAAAGAACACAGAACGCUGGCACUGAAGGAUUUUCGAGAUCAUGACAUUGAGGCCGUGUUAAAGAGACCGGCAUUUUGUCAGAAGAAACGACAUGAAAAAGAAGAGUUGAAAUUCUUUUGUAAGGACUGUAAAGUCGCCAUUUGCAACACUUGUGUUGUAACACUCCAUGAAGGUCACGGAAAGAUGCUUUUGGAAGAAGCUACAGACGCGCACAAGACUAAGAUCAACUCCAUGACUAAAUCUUUAAUAGAAAAAGCACAAGAAAAACGCAAAGACCUCGAGCAAUUGAACCAAAAGAGCACGGACAUUAAACUGCAAGCAGCCUACUUAAAAAGCCAAGUGCAGACACAUGUAGAUCAAGUUAUUGCAAUCAUCGAAGCGAGGAAACAGGAUGUUUUUGAUGCAGUUGAUAAUCAAGCGAAAAAAUCACUGGAAUCUCUCUCAAAGAAAAAAGGACAAGUUGAAAAUAAAGUGAAAUUAAUUGAAUCGGCAAUUGAACAAACUAAAGCUCUUCUCAAACGAAGCUUUAGUACUGAAAUCCUUGGAUUCAGUGAAACAUUUGAUACAAUCCUGCAGGAACAGGGCACCCAAGGAAACCGUGACACUGAAUGUAUUCCUCGGUUUAGUUUCACUAAAAGUGAAAAACUGAUGAACGUGUUGAACAAUGAAGGGAUAGGCAAUGUAAAAACUGUUUUAAGCGAAACUAAAUCCCAACAAUUAGGAGCUAAAGGUAAAGAAAGUAGUAAAGUAAUUGCUGGGAAUAAAGGGGCAAAUGUUCGUGACAGUCCUCUUGAGACUCAGGUACAAACCAGGUGCUUCAGACCUGUGCUGUCAUUUGGACAAAAAGGUGAGUCUCUUGGAAGGCUUAACGAUCCGUGGGGGGUGGCAGUGAAUGAUCAUGAUGAAAUUGCUGUGACUGAGUUCGGUAAUAACAGGGUUUCAAUGUUUAGUAGUGACGGUACGCACUUAAAAUCGUUUGGUAGGGAGGGUCAGAAUAACGGUAAGUUCAGGAACCCUAAAGGGAUCGCUUUUGAUAGUCAUGGCAAUAUUGUAGUGGUAGACUGUGAUAACCACAGGGUUGAAGUCUUUGAUAGGAAUGGUAACUUUCUUAGUAAGUUUGGUGAACAAGGAAGUCUUGAUCACCAGCUUAGUUAUCCUGUGGGUUUAUCAGUUAACGGCAACGGUGAUAUUAUUGUUACUGAUACAGGAAACAAUUUAAUCAAGAUAUUCUCUUCUAGUGGGGAGUUUUUACGUAAAUUUGGUGGAGCAGGUUCUUUGGUCAGUCCCUUUCACUGCAUCCAACACGGUCAAUAUUUUAUAGUCUCAGAUUACAGUGAUCAUUCCAUUAAAAUGUUUAAUCUAGAGGGAAAAUUUAUUUCUAAAUUUGGAAAAAAGGGGAACAAGGAUGGAGAGUUCAAUCACCCCCGUUUCUUAUCAGUUAACAAAGAAGGAUUGCUAAUGGUCUGUGAUGCAGUUAAUCACAGAGUUCAAGUAUUUGAACUGAGUGGAAAGUUUGUUAUAAAGUUUGGAAGUCAAGGUAGCGAAAGAGGAGAGUUUGACUGGCCAAUGUCUACAGCAAAUCUUAGUGAUGGAAGAAUAGUUGUGUGUGAUAAGUACAACAACCGAAUCCAGGUAUUUGAGCAUAAAUAAAAUAAACUAGCCUGCGAAUACAACCGUCUCUCCUCGCUCUUCGUCGUUAGGGAACUUUCGUGUGAAACAUCUCUGCCGCGAAACUUUCUAAUAGCGGCGAGGAGCGAGGAGAGUCGAGAGCUGUAUUCACAGCAGGCUAUAAAAAUAAUCCUACCUUUGAUUCAAGACUUGAGAUUCAUCAUUUCACUAUUAUAUAUCGAUCAUUAGAUCCACAGUUCAUAUGUGAACAACCGUCUUUCCUCGCUCCUAGUCGAUAGGGACCUUUCGCGGGAAACGUCUCUGCCGCGAAACUUGCUAACAGAAGCCAGCAGCGAGGAGAGACAGCUGUAUUCGUAGCGGGCUGGAAAUAAUCCUACCUUUGAUGAAGUAAGACUUGAGAUUCAGUUCACUAUCACAUAUUGAUCAUUAGAUCUAUAGUUCAUGUUUCUGGAGGAAAUCAAUUUUAUGCGAUUAUUUUGUUUAGACAUUUUGAUAUGGCUAAAUUGGUGUAUGUUCUACUCGUAAGUAUAUUUUGCCUAUAAAUGAUAUCUCGCGUAAAAGUUGAGUUUAACGCGCGUAAAUGCAAUACUUGCAAAGAAAACCUGCAAGAUAUGGACUAGAUCCACCGUUUAUUUUUUGUGGGAUAAAAGCAAUUAAUUGAGAUAAUUUCCUCUUACAUUGUAAGCACAUUAUAAUUACCAAUUUGCAAAUACUUAUCUUCAUAUCUAGAAAUAUUUGAUACUGUUUAAUAUUUACAUACGUACGUAUGGAAGUGUGAUUUUUGAAUGCGUUUUUAAAUCCUGUUCAAUAGCGAGGACAGCUUUGGUGUUUCCCAAUUUUGUAGCUAAACGGCUUAUUUUUACAUAACUUUUUUCAGCUCUCUCCUCCUCAGAGGCUCCUGCUGGGUAUCCCGAUAAAAUUGAUAGCAAAUAAUCGAUACUCUCUUCCUUUCUCCUUUGCGGAGCAGGGAGUAUUUUUGCAGUAGUAAGAGACGUACAUAUUUAUCAGAAAGCAAAAUGCUAUUUCCUGUCAAUAACGCCAGCAGAUUAUUUUUGUGUAAAUAAACAAAUAGUGUAAAUACUUUGUUCCUUGUACUCAAUGUCUCCUGAGUCAAAGUCAAGCUAAGGGCGGAUUUAGGAGGGGGGAUGGGCCGAGGAGGUCGCGACAACCCCUUUUUCUUUGAAAUUUUGUAUUAUUUUUAUAGAAUUCUCAUACUAGAUAGCUGGCAUGUGUCCCGGCCACCCCAUUCUGAAAUUUCUGGAUCCGCCCCGGCUAAUGUGUGCAAUAACUUGCGAAGGAAAGUCGACAACGCCACUAAUAACAAUCUUCCUUCUGGUGUCACACGCUUAAGAGAAAAACUAAAGAAAGAUAGCAGUGGGGUUGGAAAUUGGUGAAGGCCGCUUCUCCCCGCAAAUUUGUGUCAUGAUUGCGCUACCCUUGCUCCCCUGGAUACUUUUCCAAAGGGGGCGACAAGCAAACCCCCUGCCCACUCCUUUGAGGCAGUUUCGUCGAGUUGAAAUUUAUAUUGUGGCCGAUUUGUAUAGGUAAUAGCAUGAUUUGUAGUGAUAUUUGGAAUAAAUACCACGAGUGAUAUUUCAAAAUUGUUAUACGUAAUUUCACGAGCCGUUAGGCGAGUGAAAUUUGAGACAAUUUUGAAAUAUCACGAGUGGUAUUUAUGCCAAAUAUCACGUACAAACCAUGCUAUUAUUUGUUUAUACUACUACCCACAAAAGGUUUGUAAUUUUCACAUGUAGGUAUUUCAAAUUAAGCUGAAAUACCACUGCUCUAAGCCAAUCAAAUUUCAGAAAUUUCUCAUGUAGUGGUAUAAAAGACGAAAUACACAGCAAACUCCAGAUACGCAUAAUUAUUCCAAGUUCCUUAGUGCGGGUUGUGCGCUUUGACAUUUUCACUUUGUAACCUGCAAUAACCCGGACAAAAGAAGUUGGGAAGGUUUGGGAUAUAACAAAACAAUUACGCGCACAAACACUUUAGUUUUGUACAGCAUGGGGCAUAGAAUGCAAACAAGUCGGGUUGGUUUUUCCCAAAAUCGGUUUAGCAUAGUUUUAGCUCUUCUCCUCAGUCUCGCCCUCCGUGUUCAGCCUGGCGCUAGACUUUUUUUUGACUGCUCGAGCGGCCUUCUUGAAUACGCAAAAAUAACGUUACUGUUUUGCAGUCUACAUUGGGGAGGGGGCAGAGGAAAUAAGGGAAAAAGAGGUAAAAAAUAGUAUCCUCCGUACACACUUUGACGAUUGCCCCAAGAGUUUGUUGCACCCAACAUUCAAUUUAAGUUCGCUAUUAAAUAAAUGCAGUUUACAUGCCUUGAAACUGAAGUGGGAAGGUAUUCUUUAUUUAUUAUGAUCGAGAAUUUGUAAGACAAGCGAUGAAGCAAAUGAACCAAUUAGACUCAGGGAAUCAACCUAAAUCAUGUUCUAAUUUAAACUCCUGUUUUGUUGUAAUUAAGAAGUUAAACUGAUAUAUUACGUAAAAAUUAUAAGCGGCCAAAGCGUCUUCUAUCGUAUCCCUUCCCCUAGCUGUCUACAAGUUCGUGCAUCGAGGUACGAUCAUUGGCCUUAUUAUCUUGUUUCCCAUCCGCUUAAUUUUUAACAACAACCACAUCAACAUCGACAACAGUUUAUUCAAUUUGAAAAGUAUUUUAUUUCCGUGUUACCAUGCCACAAUUAGCGAAGCUAUUCCCGGUGGGUAACACUGAUAAAACAAUAGUCUCCUUGAAUAAAUACAAAGUUCUAAAUAAAAAAAGAAAGUGCGUAAAGCAAAUUAUAGCGGCGUUGAGAGUCCCUCCUGUUCAAUGUUGAUCGACCAGAAUCGGUACAACCAGUUUAUCUGGCGAUAAUCCAUUCAAUUAAUUUUAAACAAAGUUGACUACGCAAGAACUUGUUUGACAGCUUAAAACGAUAUGUCGCUACAAAGACGGCCUCAUUCCAACUGCAGAAAUGGAACACUUAGUAGUAGUUUGAAUCAUUCAAACUGUAGCCGUUUAAAAACUGAAUCUACUGAAUUGAAAAACAAAACCAAGGGUUAGUCGAUGUAGUCGAUGUAACUUUUUGUACGGUUCGUGCGAAUUAAAAGUUCUGAUAACGUAUUCAAAAUAUAUCAUCAACUUCUUUUAAAUAUACAUCGAGGUUUUUUGUCGAGGGUGAGCCUGUUUAAAAAGGUGAUUAAGGACGUCAAUUUGACUGAGCCAUUACUAUUUUUAGGUUCUCCGCCUUGGUAUGUUCAUUAACCUGCUAUACUCGCUUAUUUUCUUUAAGCUUUAUUUUUUUCACAACGUUUUUUCAGCUAAUUAGCUUCACUGCUUAACAAUUAACUGCUUUUUUUAAAAGAAUUUAAGUGAACUUGAGGUGGGCCAACUAAGACCAACUAAACAAAAGAAGCUCUUCCCCUCCCCUUCUAACCUUUUAUAAAGGUUAUCUCUUUGCCCUUACUCACCCCUUCCCCCUGUUCCUAGGCUACCUACCCAUCUCUUGACAUUUUGCGAAAAGUAGAAGCCUGCGAAUACAGUCCUCUAUCCUCGCUCCUCUCUGGUCUUGGACGUUUGCCUGGCCGCGAAGAGCGAGGAAAAUGAGAGAGCUUUAUUCGCAGUCUAGACCAGUAGCUGGUAAACAGUAAAUACUUGCCUUAUGCCGGUUUGGAUGAUGAUCAAAAGAGGUUUUAAGGUAGUCACUUAUAUCCUUACAGUCGCUUUGUUUUAUAGCUGGAAAUUUCUUCUCAACAGUGCGCGGUCUCAUUGAUUGCUUCGAGGUCACAUUAAACUGUUUUCCGCCAAAAUCUCUGAGCGAGGGAACAAUGCAAAAAAAAUCAAGACGUCAGAGAGUAACAAUUUCCAGCUAUAUUUGUUUCCUCGGUGACCACUCAUUAAGUGUUUAUUAUUGUUGUGAUAGUUGCUGAUUGAGACACAAAACCUCAACUGACAACCUCGUUGACUGCUACCCGGGAAGCGGGCAGUUUACCAAAAUUUAGGGUGCGGGAUGUGGGAUUUUUCCCUCUCUGUCGGGAACGGGAAAUCAUGACGACUCAAAUACGCGUUCUCGGCGGCAAAUGCGAUUCAACAAGGCGAGCGUUCAGUUGUGUCUCCUAUCAACUGAGUAAAAUAUAUAUAGUGAUCUGAUUAAUGAUUGUCUAACUGAAAUAUUCAAGAAGUAAACAGAUGAGCUGAGCUGACAGAAGAACCACUAUUUCAACCAGAUGACAAGAAAGGGAGCUAAAGGACGCGUGGCGCAAUAGCAGUCUAGUUAAUGAAAGUUUUCUUCUAUUCUGAAAAAACGCCUGAUCGUAGGUUACCUUAAGUACAUUAAUUCAUAGUUUGGUGUCGUUCUUUCUUACAGUCACAGCCAAGUCUGCUAGCGCCAGAAAAGCCUAUUCCAGACGUCCUCCGCUCUAUUUUGUGCCACCUUGGAACAGCUAGGCUAGCGCCAGAAGUAACGCAGCGAACGAAAACACUAAAUGUUUUUUCUCCCGCUACGCAUCAAACACAAAGAGCUGUAGAGUUCCAGAAGCAGUUUAAAAAACUUCAGGGAGUUAAGGUGAUGUUACACGAUGACGAUCAGCGCAACGACGAUUUUUAGCGCAAUGCAGCAUUACAACAUUUCUGCGGCAUUGUUUAGACAUUCCAAUGCUGUGUUGCGCGAAAAAUUUUCCUUACGAAUCUUCUCGUGUGGCAUUACCUUUAGAGCAAAUCACAAAGAGUAAAGGCCUAAGAGACUUUUCUUUAUGAGAACGCAAGUUGUGGGUCAAUAUGAGUUUGACACACUUAUCCAGGUCGUCAAGGGAAGCCGUUUAUUCUAACAAUUCGCAGGUAUUCGAUAGUAACUUCUAGUCAGCAAAGAAGGAUCACUAAUGGUCUCUGAUAAAAGAAAUCAUAAAGUUCAUAUAUUUGAACUGAGUGGAAAGUUUGUUACAAAGUUUGGAAGUAAAGGCGUAGCUAGUGUGGAGACUUUAGGAAUCUAGACUACGAGUAGUCCCCCAUUUUCCUCGGGGAUAGUAGAGCGGGCGAAACGCGAGCGCGCGUGAAAAUCACCCCACGCGAGAAAAGGCGAUAUGCGGCGGGGAGAGAGAAAAAUGGUCGCCUUUUCUCGCGUGGGGUGAUUUUCACGCUCGCUCGCGUUUCGCUUGCUCUAUUAUCCCUGAGGAAAAAUAGGGGACUACUCGUAGUCUAUUAGGAAUCCAGUGUCCACAGCAAAUAUAGUUGUAUCGUGUGAUAUGAAUAACAGCCGAAUCCAGCUGUUUGAUGAUCUGGAUUAUGAAUGAUACGAUUUUAACUUUGUUGCAAUUAACUUGAGAAUUUGAACUACUAUACAUUGACCAUGAGAUCUAGGUUUUAUUUUUGUUAAAGUAAACAAUUUUGGGUGAUAAUUUGGUUAAUAAAUCUUACCAUGAUAUCGAAAUUGGUAUAGUUCUGGCAUGUGCGAUGUGAAGGCCGGAAGGAAGGGCCAAUGAAACACUUCCCCUCUCCUUCUCUUCUACUCCAUUUUCAGGCUAUUUUAUCGCCCUAACCACCCUACCCAUCCAAAACAAGAAAGGUGUUCAUAGGCUGCCUACUCAUCUCAUGACAUUCAAGAAAAGCGAGUAAACAGUAACCUCUUGCAUCGAUGGAUGAGGAUAGAGAUCGCACGAGGUUUUUAGGUUAUCACGUACAUCCUGGUAUAAGUUACUGACUACUCAGUUAAAGUUGUUGACCUAGUGUAAUUUAAACCCAGUCCCAACUGUUCGUGGUAACUCCCUACAAAGGCGUCAAACACUUUUUAAAAAGAAGUGAACAGUCACUUACGAAAACUCGCGACAUGGUUCGAAAUAUUGCCACUUUAAUUUCUGACACGUGAUUCUUCUUCUCUCUUUGUUAGAAACUUCAGGGCGUUAAGGUGAUGUUCCACGACGAAGAUCAAUGCAACGAUGAUUUUUAGCGCAAAGCAGCAUUACAACAUUGCUAGCGCUGGGACAUUGUUUCGAAUGGUUACAACAUUGUUUUAUUAACAUUCCAAAGCUGUGUUGGGCGAAAAAUCGUCCUUGCGAAUCGUCUCGUGUCAGACAUUACCUUUAGAGGAAAUCACAAAGAGUAAAGGUCUAAGGGACUUUUCUCAAUGAGAACGCAAGUUGUGUGUCAAUAUGAGUUUGAUACACUUAUCCAGAGGUCAUCCAGGGAAGCUGUGGAUGCUAAUUCGCAGGCAUUCGAUGGUAACUACUAGAUGUCCGUAGGCGCAUGAGCUGGACGACCUAUCACGGUUAAAUGGUGCUCUUUCGUCGUACUCAGAUAUAAAAAGCUAUUUGUUUCAUGGAAUAGCCUUGGCAUCGUAAGGACCAAGCUAAAUCUUACAUUUGUUAGCUUUUGUAGCAAAAUCAGUCUUUGUUAACGUACGUCUCCAGUUUGGAAACAAAAAACAGGAUGAAACGUAAAGAAGUGCAGGAUGCGGGAUUAACGUAAAAAAGUAGCGGGAAUGAUUAAGGAAUCAAGAUCCCCCCUUCCAGUCCCUGUAAAAAUGGUCACUCUGGAAACACUAGUUGAAUCACGAAACUUACUCUCGGUUUGAAACUACCAAUGAAAGCUAGCAUGUUGGUCCACUUUUUUUAUCAUAUGACUCAUUUAGUAUCCGAGUGAUUUGGACGAUUGGCGUGCGCGAGAUCAUUCCCCACUUCCACCCUCUUGCAGUAUCGGCCGGCGUUUUUGAGUGAUGUUCGUCAACCGGAAGUGAGAACUUUUCACUUUCAAUUGCCUUCACUUGACGUUACCAAUUUUGUACUACUUAUAGUGUCUUUACUCUUUUAGAGGCGAUUUGCUCGAAAAAUGUUGAGCAAAACCACAGCCCAAACAUGGAAAAAGUCCACUUACGAUUGACGUGCGUCCCUCUAAAACAUCUUUACUUAUUAUUUUCUCUAUUUUCAAACGUUACGUUCGCUCGACGAGCUCUGUAGGGAAAAAAGGAUAUUUCAGUGUAAAGAGGCUAUAUCACAGCACAGAUCAGGAGUUCAAGCAAAAACUAAUAAAAUGAUGAUCUAUCAUUGGUAUUUUACAGUAUAUGGCCAUUAUUUUAAAUUAUCUUUUUUCCUCGAAUAAUAGUCGGGGCAAUUAUCUCUUUUUUCGCACGAAAAGAGGGCAGUUAAUCCAGGGAAGGCGAUUACUUGAGGGAGGUAAUUAUUUCAAAUAUUGCUCUCUGGAAGUCGUGGCCUAAAUAUUUUGUUUUAUGUUCCCAUUAAAUCAAAAAAUAAUCACAUUAAUAAACUGAACAUGGGCUUUUUAAGUGUUCCAAAUUUAGUUCGUUGACUAAUUUCCAGAGCUUGAAUCGUCACUGAUCAGUUUUACUGAAUCUCAUUGCACUUCAACUUGACAAGGAGGGGAUAAAAGGAAGAGGAAGAGAAGAUGGCGAUAGGGACGGGGGAACGGUGAUUAUUCGAGGGAGGCGAUUAUUAGAGGAAAUAAGGUAGCUGUAUAACUGAUGCGCUCAAUGAGUAGCUAAGAAUUUCACGAUCAGGCGCGAGCGGAUCCACACCGGCUUCUACCGUUUUAUGAAAAUCGGUCAGACUUUUUCAUAAUCAAAUAAUCUUUUUAUAAAAACAUCUUUCCAAGUUCAAAUCUAGCUAAUAUCCUGUCUGAAUGACUCGUGCAGAAACCCAAGAAAGAGGACUUCAGAAAGUUAAAAUCCAAAAGGAUUUCCCUUUUCAUUUGGUGCAAGCUCCGGAUUCAUCUGGAAGCUAGGAAAACGAUCAGUAUUUAUGUAUCCGAGCUUGCACGAGUACAGUUUAUCUAUUUCAGUGAUGUAAAAUAUUAUUUGACAAGUUUAAUAAAAUAUUUUUAAAAUAGUCCAUGCUUUGAAAACAAGCCGAUUAGAGGUAAAGGAUAUUUUUUACUUUUGAAAAUACGUCAGAAAAUCAAAACACGUCAAGACACCUUAUUUGAUUGGCUAAUAAAAUAAAGGUUAGUCCCGGCCAAUAGUUUAGAAAGAAAAGGCUUUCAUUAUUCUUAGUUCCGCAUGGCCGCCUCCUCGAUCAUCGACAACCACACCUACUGUAUAUUUCAAAACUUUCAUGUUUGUUCUCGACCUUUUCCAUGGAUAUAAAGAUCCUUCUUGGCAAUCUUCAUGAUGAAGUAUCCUGUUCUGUGUGUAUGUGUACAUUCACUGAUCCAAAGCAGCUGCCUUGUUUGCACAGUUUCUGUCUUCACUGCCUGAAUGGGAUUCAACGAACGAGCGGCGUCCAUCGCAAAAUUACAUGCCCCGAGUGCAGGAGACAGUUUCACAUCGCUGGAAGUGGAAAUCCCAGCGAGCUUCCAACCAAUUUUCGUAUAAACAGUUUGCUAGAUGUCUUGGCUAUAAAGGAGUGCAGUACAGCAAAUGUGAAAUGCCGAAACUGCAACAAACGGAGCGCCCAGACCUUAUAUUGCUUCCAGUGUUGUUCUUUCUGGUGCGACGAAUGUAUUUUAGCACAUAACAUUAUACGCAUCAAUAAAAAACACAGAACGCUGGCCCUGAAAGAUUUUCAAGAUCAGGACAUCGAGGCCGUGUUAAAGAGACCGGCAUUUUGUAAAGAGAAACGACAUGAAAACAAAGAGUUGGAGCUCUUUUGCAAGGACUGUAAAGUCGCCAUCUGUAACACUUGUGCUGUAACACUCCAUGAACGUCACGGAAAGAUGCUUUUGGAAGAAGCUACAGACGCGCGCAAGACUCAGAUCAACUCCAUGACUCAAUCCUUAAUAGAAAAAGCACGGGAAAACCGCAAAGAACUCGAGCAAUUGAGCCAAAAGAGCACGGACAUUACACUCCAAGUUGCCGACUUUAAAAGCCAAGUGCAGGCGAAUGUGGAUCAAGUUAUUGCAAUCAUCGAAGCGAGGAAACAGGAUGUUUUUGAUGCAGUCGAUAAUCAAGCGAAGAAAUCACUGGAAUCUCUCUCACAGAAAAAAGACCAAGUUGAAAAUCAUGUGAAAUUAAUUGAAUCGGCAAUUGAACAAACUAAAGCUCUUGUGAAACGAAGCUUUAGUACUGAAAUCCUUGGAUUCAGUGAAACAUUUGAUACAAUCCUGAAGGAACAGGGCACCCAACAAAACCGUGACACUGAAUGUAUUCCUCGGUUUAGUUUCACUAAAAAUGAAAAACUGAUUAACGUGUUGAACAGUGAAGGGAUAGGUAAUGUAAAAACUGUUUCUAGCGAAAAGAAAGUGCAGCAAUCACGAACUAAAGGUAAAGAAAGUAGUAAAGUAAAUGCUGGGAAUAAAGGGGCAAAUGUUCGUGACAGACCUCUUGAGACUCAGGUACAAACCAGGUGCCUCAGAUCUGUGCUGUCAUUUGGACAAAAAGGUAAGUCUGUUGGAAUGCUUCACGGGCCCUGUGGUUUGGCAGUGAAUGGUCAUGAUGAAAUUGCUGUGACUGAGUACUCGAACCACAGGGUUUCAGUGUUUAGUAGUGACGGUACCCACUUAAGAUCGUUUGGUAGGGAGGGUAACAAUAAUGCUGAGUUCAAGUUCCCUAGAGGGAUCGCUUUUGAUCGUCAUGGCAAUAUUGUAGUGACAGACAGCGCUAACAAAAGGGUGCAAGUCUUUGAUAGGAAUGGUAACUUCCUUUGUAAGUUUGCAUGGUGA